Molecule: messenger RNA, 861 nt
Organism: Fusarium tjaetaba
Lineage: Eukaryota; Fungi; Ascomycota; Sordariomycetes; Hypocreales; Nectriaceae
Product: phosphoglycerate mutase
Exons: 2
Coding region: 1-861 (286 amino acids)
Cellular component (GO): cytoplasm
Molecular function (GO): phosphatase activity
Source: RefSeq, a predicted model, not a curated record
AUGCCAGAUCCUAAAUGCUCGUACAAGUUCACCUUCGAACCUGGUUGGUUUGUUGACUACCCAGUGGUUUCCCACUCAUGUUCUGGUUCGAAGCUCACCACUCAGCCAAACCUUGGUUUGCUCAGUGAUCGAGAAUGGGCGGGACUUACUGAACACAUCGAGCAGUUAAAUCACCAGGAGGGCUCGAAUAUCUCGCAUAAGAUCUUGCUGGUUGCGCGACAUGGUCACGGUGUUCAUAAUGAUGUGAUGGGGGAGGUCGGAUCAGAAGAAUGGAAGAACCACUGGUCGAAACUACCUGGGGAUGCAAACAGAAUUUGGCUUGACGCCGAGCUCGUUGAAAAGGGAAUCCAACAAGCUAAAGACCUCGGGAAGCUGUAUACUGAGGGCAUUCGGCAAGCGGACUUUCCCAUACCCGAUACUAUCUAUACCAGCCCGCUUGCUCGAGGUCUGAAGACCACGAGCCUGAUUUUCAGGGAUAUCAUCAUGGAACAAGGGACUGAGUUCAGGCCUAUAGUGAAAGAGUAUCUUCGAGAACGACUUACCAAUCAUACAUGCGAUAAGCGGAGGACCAGACAGUGGAUUCAAGCCGCUUAUCCGGGCUAUGAGUUGGAAUCAGGCUUCGCGGAAGAAGAUAUAUUAUGGCAUGCUGAUCGAUCAGAGUCGAAUGAAGCACAUGUUGCCCGUACACAAGAACUCCUUGAGGAUGUAUGGAGACAUGACUCGGGAUCCUGUAUUGCUCUGACCACUCACUCAUUCACCAUAUCAACUAUCCUAGAGGUCAUUGGAGCGCCUGAGUUUCGGAUGGGCGAAGGCGCUAUGGUGGCAAUCUUGGUCAAGGGUGAAAAAAUCAAUGCACAAUGA